AUGGGUUUCAGGUCAAAGCGGUGUCGAAAGGCUGCCACUCCCCCUAAGAUCACUCCUCAACAAGCCCAAUCGAUCUCGGCUUCUCUCGGCAUCACUAACCAGCCUGUUCACGGUUCGAAUGCAAAUCUCGAGGACUCACUCAAUGACCCCGUAUUGGCUCAAUACAUGCCUUUUCCGGACCAAGCAGAACCCUCUACUCCUCCGAUCCCUGACGAUGCCGAUCACUUUGCUCAAGAAAGUCGUGAAUAUUGGAAAGAAGAGGCUCGAAGACGUCAAAAACUUCAGUGGAAAGAAAUUGAAGUUCCGAUGACUGCUACUUAUCUAGAACUUCAGCAUAAACGAAGGAAUUGGACUUCUGAAGCCUCGUACCUCGAUCAAAAUAUACACUGUCAAUGCUCCGAUUCUGAACUCACAUUGCAACCCCUUGAUCUUAUCGACAUCUUAGGAUUUCACAGCAAAACCUAUAUUUCUUUCUUCAACAUGUAUCGAUCAAUCAUGCUCUGUACGAAGAAAAUUUAUAACGAAGGCCUCACACUUUCAAACGCUCAACUAUUGGCUGAUCGCUGUGGUAGAUGUUUUGGACCAGCAAUUAAUGAAGAACAUUUACCUCAAGAGCCACAUGUUAUUGUUGCUUUAGAUGGUAAUUUUCAACAUAGGCAUUACACCCAGUCAAGCAAAGAUAAUCCUACCGAAGACGAGUAUCCGGAGAUUUUUAUAAAACCGUCUGAUAUGAAAAAGCACGAGAUUCUUCAGCAUUCGACCGAAGCCCAAGCCAAGAACAUUAAGGUAGGAAUUACAAAUUAA
Messenger RNA from Melampsora larici-populina 98AG31, 804 nucleotides. RefSeq lists its product as uncharacterized. Bases 1 to 804 code for a protein of 267 amino acids. The record is from RefSeq and is a predicted model, not a curated record. The transcript is spliced from 2 exons. NCBI's taxonomy places the organism in Eukaryota, Fungi, Basidiomycota, Pucciniomycetes, Pucciniales, Melampsoraceae.